Symbiodinium sp. CCMP2592 is the source of this 2859-nucleotide messenger RNA. Lineage: Eukaryota; Dinophyceae; Suessiales; Symbiodiniaceae. The record is from the annotation of a GenBank genome assembly.
AUGACACCUGCUCCGACCAGCCCAGCCUCCAUCCAGGGACCGCUGUCUCAAUCGGCCCGCGACCAGGAGGCUGCAAUGUUCCAGCACCUUGUAUCCUGCUGUCAUCCGCCCUCGUCCGAUGCCCCACAAGCCACUCCUCCACCGUCGACCAAGAGACCGAGACAGGAUCAGGCAGAUGCCACGAUGCCUCAAGCAGGACAGAGUUCCGAGCCCGCAGCGGGGGACAGAGGCAAAGGCAAGAACAAGGGAAAGGGCAAAGGCAAGGGAAAGGGAAAGAGCAAGGGCAAGGGACCGCGAUCGGGUCAGACUCAGGGCCCAAACAAGCAACCUUGGUGGAAUACCUCGGGAAGCGGAGGAGAAGCUCUGACGGAGUGGGACGCUCAGGCAUGGGGAUAUGUACCUCAGGGCGGGUCCUCCGCACCCCCCCCAGUUCUAGGCCAGAUGGCGAGGCUCCUUCUACGCCACGAGAAGCAGCUGCAAGCUGUACAGCAGGACAUGAAGCUUCACUUCUUCUUCCGCCCCGACCCUCCGGGGUCAGUUCUGCCAUUCAUGACUCAGGUGGCGAAGAGAUGGCGAGAACUGAUGGACCAGAACAAGGUCCAGUCUUCUCUGCGAGAAACCAUGCUGCGCGAGCUGAUUCACGAGCUGAAGGGAAGGAUCCAAGGCUUUACAGCAGCCACUAUGGUCGAGAUGCAGAAGAAGGCUCACGACAUGGAAUGGGUGGACUCCCAAUCCAACUGGAACUACAUGAAGUGGGACCCAGAACAGCAGAAGGAGGUAUUGAUUCCCCGAGUGGAGAGUCGAUCAGUGGACUCCCUCCUGCAGGAUCUGGGGGAGAUAGAGCGGCUCAUCAGUGGCACCACGAUUCGCCACUUUGGCAGUGUGAGGCCGCUGAGCCAAAACUACGCGACUCAAUGGGUCCAGUUUGUCCUGGAGAUCGAGUUGCGACAGGAUGGGGACACCCUUUGGAGCCUCUUCAAUUCCCUCAACUGCGCAGUUCUGCACCUCCUUGGUGCCCGGCUCCGCAGGGAUCGCCCGGUCGACUCGUACCUCGCUCAGACCUUGCAGCACUUCCUGUGGGAGGGUCGUCUUGCCAAUCCCACCAGCAAAACUUGCUACAUGAACAGUGCUCUGAACGCACUACUCUUUGUGAUCUACAGUCUUGGCUCCACCUGUGAGGCUGACCUGGGACAGCUACGACAUGCAUACCAGGCGUUGCUUGAGCGAGCCGCUGCACUUGACAUCAUCAGUCGACUCCUCACCUGGAUCAUGUUCAUCAGUCCUUGGGCUGCUCCCUUUCAGCAGCAUGAUGUUGGCGAAUUUCUUCAACAUAUUGUGCUGAGGAUCCGUUCACCUUUAUUCUUGGGCCUGUGGCAAGCAAGGCAGGAGUUUGAUAAUCAAUGCCGGAUUGUGGACUCCGGUCCUGCUUUUGCACCUGUGCUCCUCCCUUUGUCAGAGGACUCCAUGACUUUACAAUCGUGCAUUGAUCAGUGGAGUGCUCAAGAUGACUCGGCCAUUCAGCAUGCCAUCACUGCUGAUACGACUUCUGUGCUUUUUCAGCUGAUGAGGUUCAAUGCCGUGGGCACGGGGAAACGCAAGCGUACAGUCAAGGACUCAAAGCGUGUGGACAAUAUUCUGUCUGACAUCUUGUGGUGGCGAGCAUUGUCCACUAUGGGGAACUUGCAGAUUCGGGGCAUUACAGAUGCGUAUGGCGCAAAAAGGCUCACAAUGGCGAUGGAUGGAAUGGCAUUGACGGCUAAUAUGGGGGCUGGGGGAGUGCGUGGUCCUGGCGAGGGAGAGGAUGUUGAUAUGCGUCCUGAUGAUGGAAAUGUCGAGGAUGGUGCAGGCGCGCAUGGGAAUGAAGGGCUUCUUCAGAACAUGGCUGCCCGUGCUGCUGCUUCGGCGAGAGAGGAGAGCCCCCUCCACACCGCGCAAGCCCUCACGGAGUUUCGGCAGGACUGCGACCGGCUCCGGUCUUUGGAGCUGAGGUCCCUCGAGGGACAACGAGAGAUUCUGGCUAACGUCCAUGAACAGCGAGCGGAGUUUCGCGAGAUGGGGUCCCGGCUUGAAAGGGUCGAGGCUAAGCAGGACGAGUUUGGCCAUUUCAGGGAUGAGAUGGCUAAACGUAUGAAAGACAUGGAAUCUGAGCUCCGUGAGGUCAAGAGUAGGUCCGUCAGUCCUGUCCAGACCCCCCGUCGUGGCGGGGGCACCUCGGGAUUCCGAGCCGGCACAGGCCAGGCACCUAGCCCGGCUGGGUCCUCAGUGGCUGGGCCCCUAGUAGACGACUGGCAAUUAGUCCUUGGAGGCUACGCAGACGCGAAACGGGAAGAGAUCCAAGCUGAAGUCAGAGCUUUGUUUGAGGAAGCGGGGGCCUCCCCCCUGCUCAAGAACAUUAUCACGCCCUUUGUCCGUUCGAACAUUUGUCGGAUGGAGCUUUUGUACCUGGAUGAAGGUUUUGGGGCUCGCAGGGGUGUUCAACAGGCUGUGAUUGUCGCUCUGCGAAAGGCAAUUGACGCACGGGGGAAGAAAUCCACCAUCAUGGGGCAAGAGCGUGCUUCGCUCUGGGUCUCACGAAACCGGGGGCCUGAGGAGAGGAAUCGGAACAGGGCGCUCUUGGGUCUCAGGGACUUAGGCCUUGCCCAUCUCCCACCGCAAUUGGUGGACCUCGACUGGAAAGGUCGAUUGUGGUACAAUGGUACCCAGGUACUGUAUCAUGUCGACCGCGAUGAUCCUACAGAUGACGCGCUUAUGUUUCUUUCUACGCGUGGAGACGAAAGCGGCUGGUGGGUCUCGCUGCGAAAGGUGUCGUCUUUGCUCCAGGUCAGUGAAGACGAGGUACGCAGGAGGUUGGUUGGGUAG